Molecule: messenger RNA, 2232 nt
Organism: Adineta ricciae
Lineage: Eukaryota; Metazoa; Rotifera; Eurotatoria; Adinetida; Adinetidae
Source: the annotation of a GenBank genome assembly
AUGGUUGAUCUCUGUCGACUUUCGUCAUUAACGACCAAUGGUUCACUUGGUUCUGUUAAUAAUAGUAACGAUUCAAAUAAUGGGAGUCAAAAUUUCUUUCCAUCAUUAUUCCUCCCCUACUCACGGUUGAUAGACCCUGAGCGACAAGAUCCAGUCACUGUCGCUCUAGCAGCAGCAACGGCUGCAGUAAUGGCCUCAUCAGCAAUGGAACGGACACGUCUCGAAGAAGAAAAAUUACGUGUUCAUACGAAAGAUAAAAAAGAUCAAAGUGCAAAUGCAUCAGCUGAAGUGAAAACACAUUUGAAAAGUUUUCUUCGUCGAAAAUUACAAAAAGAAGGAAAACUCGAGGAUGAAGAUUCUAUGGAAAUGUUAAGACGAUUUCAGUCAGAACCUGUCCUUGCCAAUCCACGUCGUGAAUCAGGAAACUUUAAAAUCAAAUCUGACUUACGUCAAAGUAUCCUACAUCGUCAUCGACACAUUACACCUAUGUCAGAUAAACGCCAUCCGGUUCGUUCAACACCUUUCGCUCAACAACAUCAACAGCAACAACAACAACAUACGAUUCCAUCAAUUCCGAUAAUGUCAUUCGAUUCUCAGUCGUCCACAAUACCGCACCCAGAACAAUUGUGGCUUGACUUAAAUGAUCUUCAACGUAAACUCUACAGUUGUUAUUCGACCGGUUCACUUUGUGGAACAAAUGUUAUUCAACCUAAACAUUUAAAAAUGACACAUGACAAUCAACAUCGAACAAAUAUUCUCGGUCCUAAACAUUUCAUCGUAGAAGAGGAAAACGAAGCGUUGUUAGCUAAAGAAUUAGAAGAAGCCAAAAUUCAAAGUGCACAUAAUAGUCAUAGUUCAAUGCACAGUAGUCAACCACAUAUGUUCAAUUUCACAUCCAAUGAUUCAUCAAUUAAAGCUUUGAAUUUACCAAGUGAUCGUUUAAUGUUACAUUCCAAGUCAUUAUCAUCCCUAUCAGCAUUAGCACCAUCAGUCGAUGAAAAAUUAAAACGAUGUCUUUCAGGUUCCAUACAAAUGCGCUUUACUACAGGGAUUGUAUACGACGAUGAAACACUAAAACAUGAAUGUUAUUGCAAACGUACAGAUCUUCAUCUUGAAAAUCCUCGCCGUCUACUUGUUAUUUAUGAACAGUUAAAAAAAUCCAACUUACUAAAUGAUUGUGAACUUAUUCAAAGUUAUUGUGCAACUAUUGAUAUGUUAACCGAUUGCCACAAUCCUACACAUGUAUAUCUAUUUGGUUGUGAUCCACGACAACGCACACAACAAUCAUCGGCAUUACUAACUGAACGACUAAAUUCAAUUGUACAACUACCUUGUGGUGGUUUUGGUAUUCACGAUGAUGCUGACACAAUUUGGAACCAAGCUUACACGGCACGUGCUUGCCGUUUAGCAAUUGGCAAUACGAUUGCGUUGUCAAAAUAUGUCGUCGACGGCAAAUUAAAGAAUGGCUUUGCCCUUGUAAGACCACCAGGUCAUCAUGCAGCGCAAAAACCGUUAGGUUUCUGUUACUUUAAUACAGUUGCCAUAACAGCUAAAUAUCUGAAAAAGCACCGAAAUAUCGAACGAAUUGCUAUUGUUGAUUGGGAUAUUCAUCAUGGCAAUGGCACACAAGACUUAACCUACGAUGAUCCGGAUAUUCUUUAUAUUUCAUUACAUCGGUACGAUAAUGGAACAUAUUUUCCCGGCGGUGGUCGAAUUGAAGAAUGUGGACGCGACGCUGGCUUAGGUAAAAAUAUCAACAUAGCUUUCUCUGGCGAACCGCAAUCAGUUAUGACGGAUGUCGAGUAUCUCGCAGCAUUUAGAAGUAUUGUCAUGCCUACACUGCAGCAAUUUCAACCUCAAUUAGUUCUUGUUUCCAGUGGGUUUGAUGCUUGUAUGGGACACCCACAUCCGCUUGGCGGUUAUGAAUUAACACCAACAUGUUUUGGCUAUAUGACAAAUCAACUAAUGAAACUUGCUGAUGGAAAAGUUGUAUUAGUUCUUGAAGGUGGCUAUGAAUUAAAUGCAUUGGCUGAAUGUGGAAAAACAUGCGUGAAAACUUUACUAGGACAUGAGGUACCAUCGUUUAGUAAAGAAACUCUCGAAGCCAAACCAAAUGCACAUGCGGUACGGAGCUUGAAAAACGUUAUAGAAAUCCAACGUGAAUUCUGGUCGUCACUUGAACAAUCUAAACAUUUAGUUCCUAUGUCACAUAAACAAGCGAUUAUUUCGUGA